AUGAAGAUACUUAUCUUAUCAGCUUUGCUCCAAAGAGUCGUUGAAAUAAAAGACAAACUAAAUAUCACUUGGAAAACAGAAGACCUUAUUAGAUCACCGUGCCCCAUCGAAAAAGAGAGAUACUCACUGAGUUUAAACCUGUGUCAAGAUGUUUCCAAGAGAGGCACAAAUGAUCAAGUCUUAAAAUCUAUCGCCCUGGAGACUUUGCACUUACUGUACCCAGAGAACGAAUGGCUACAUAUUUUCACAGACGGUUCAAGAUUGGCUGAAGGCACUAAUGCAGGAGCCGGAGUUUCCUGCAACCUUUUUUCAUUUUACACCCCGAUCGGUUCGUCUAGAACAGCCUUCGAUGCAGAAGUAUCGGCAAUAAGCGUAGCUCUGUCGCAACUACAGAAUCACCUUGAGAAAUUUAAUAACGUAGUCAUCCUCUCUGACUCCAAAGCCGCACUCCAAGCUAUUGCUUCCUCCAAAGCCCCCGCAUCUGCCGACAUUCUACAUUGUCGUCAAGCCCUUCACAGGCUUGACCAACACAACAAAAAUGUCGCCAUGCAAUGGGUGGUGAUUGUAAUGCAAAUAUGA
Messenger RNA from Parasteatoda tepidariorum (common house spider), 579 nucleotides. RefSeq lists its product as uncharacterized. NCBI's taxonomy places the organism in Eukaryota, Metazoa, Arthropoda, Arachnida, Araneae, Theridiidae. The record is from RefSeq and is a predicted model, not a curated record.